CUAGGCAUCAAGAGAAAAGGGCUUGGUGUAUGUGGCUGGAUCCUGUUUUCGUUUUCUUUCCUGUUGAUGAUCAUUACUUUCCCUAUCUCCAUAUGGAUGUGCUUGAAGAUCAUUAAGGAGUACGAACGUGCUGUUGUAUUCCGACUGGGACGCAUCCAAGCUGACAAAGCCAAAGGGCCAGGUUUGAUCCUGGUCCUGCCUUGCAUAGACGUGUUUGUCAAAGUUGAUCUCCGGACCGUUACGUGCAACAUCCCUCCACAGGAGAUCCUCACCAGAGACUCUGUGACCACUCAGGUGGAUGGAGUGGUCUAUUACAGAAUCUAUAGUGCCGUCUCGGCAGUGGCUAAUGUCAACGAUGUCCACCAAGCCACAUUUCUGCUGGCUCAGACCACUCUGAGAAAUGUCUUAGGGACACAGACGUUGUCCCAAAUCUUAGCUGGCCGAGAAGAGAUUGCCCAUAGCAUCCAGACUUUACUUGAUGAUGCCACCAAGCUGUGGGGGAUCCAUGUGGCCCAAGUGGAAAUCAAAGACGUCCGGAUUCCCGGGCAGUUGCAGAGGUCCAUGGCUGCUGAGGCCGAGGCCACCCGGGAGGCCAGGGCCAGGGUCCUUGCAGCAGAAGGAGAAAUGAAUGCUUCUAAAGCCCUGAAGUCAGCCUCCAUGGUGCUGGCUGAGUCCCCCAUCGCCCUCCAGCUGCGUUACCUGCAGACCUUAACCACCGUGGCCACAGAGAAGAAUUCCACCGUUGUGUUUCCUCUGCCCGUGAAUGUACUAGAGGGCAUGGGUGGCAUCAGCUACAAUAACCACAAGAAGGUCCCUAACAGAACCUGA
This is a messenger RNA of Eubalaena glacialis (North Atlantic right whale), 828 nucleotides long. RefSeq names its product stomatin like 3 (gene STOML3). Lineage: Eukaryota; Metazoa; Chordata; Mammalia; Artiodactyla; Balaenidae. The record is from RefSeq and is a predicted model, not a curated record. The transcript is spliced from 6 exons. Gene Ontology annotation, cellular component: plasma membrane. Bases 67 to 828 code for a protein of 253 amino acids.